Morone saxatilis (striped sea-bass) is the source of this 2544-nucleotide messenger RNA. RefSeq names its product E3 ubiquitin/ISG15 ligase TRIM25-like. Bases 131 to 1561 code for a protein of 476 amino acids. The record is from RefSeq and is a predicted model, not a curated record. The transcript has 8 exons. Lineage: Eukaryota; Metazoa; Chordata; Actinopteri; Moronidae. Gene Ontology annotation, molecular function: protein binding; zinc ion binding.
CAGGAAGUACACAUAAAGCCAGCAGUACUUUCACUUUAGUAAUGUGCGAACGGAAGACAGAGCACCAGCAACACGGAGGCUUUUACUCAGCUCUAAAGGCUCACUCGCACUCUUUAAGAAGAGGUCAAGAAUGGAAGAUCCAGAGAAAAGGCUUGCGGAGAUGCUGACCUGCCCAGUGUGCCAGGACACCUUUAAGGAUCCUCGGCAGCUGGCCUGUGGACACAGCCUGUGUAUGGAAUGUCUGGAAAACAUGAUAGAUCAUUCCUCAGACAUUCCCUUCCGUUGCCCAGACUGUAGGGAAUAUUUUGGACCAUACAUUGGGGUACAGAAGAGCUACACACUAGCCAGCAUUGCAGAGGACUUCAGGGAGAAGAGGAGGAGGAGGGACGAGCAGACAAAAAGUGUGUACUGCGACUGCUGCCUGGCGAAACAAACUCUGGCCAUUAAAACGUGUCUGAAGUGUGAGGUGUCGCUGUGCAAAGAGCACGUCAAGGACCACCUUGAGCUGCCUGUGUUCACGGGACACCCCUUGGUCAGGCCUCUGAAUGACCUCCAGGAGAGGAAAUGUCCGCAGCAUGAGGACGAGGUGCUGAGGUACUACUGCAACACAUCCAGACGCUACAUCUGCAAUGUGUGCGCCCUGGAGAGCAAGCAACAAAACCAAGCCACUGAGGCCUCCGCUGUCCUGCGGAGACAGCUGACUGAGUACAUGGACCAGCGUUUUGAAAUGCUAAAGGAGCAAAUGAAAGAAUCCAGUCAGUCUGUAAAAAAACUACAAGAAGACAUCCUACGAGAAAAACAGAAAGUGAACCCGGCCGACUCCCCCCUCAACAGUGUGACAGUGGUGCUGCUCUGUCUGUGGUUUAUUGUUCUGUAUUAUGCCUACAACUACUCUGUAGAAAACCAGACGCUAACAGAGGCGCUGGACAAGCAGCAGAACCGUGUGCAUCACAUUUAUUCCACCAUUGCAGAACUGUUGGUUGAUCAUCCAGUGAAGAGCCAUAAACCUGCAGAGACAGAAGAUCAAGAAAUGCUCAUGUUGGAUCUGGACACAGCCAGCCCUUUCCUUGGAAUCUCCACUGACCUCCAAACAGCAGACAGAGUGAAAAACAAGAUAACCUAUCCCAACAGCAAGAACCGCUUUGAUGAAGCCCCACAGGUCCUCUCUUCCCGGUGCUUCUCCACCGGUAACCACGUAUGGGAGGUGGAGGCUGAGGGCUACUGGGACAUUGCCGUGUCCUUCAAGAGCAUCCAGCGUAAGAGCAAGUACAACAGUGCCUUCGGAAACAACGCACACUCCUGGAGCAUUAUGCACAAUGGCCAAGGAAAGCUGUUUGCCUACCAUAACAGAGAAAAAACAGUUAUCUCUGAAACAUUGCAGAGCAGCCGAAUAGCAGUUAUGGUUGAUUUUGAGAAAGGCACCAUCACAUUCAGUGCGGUGAAGUCCAAAAUCACACAACUGCACAAGUUCAAGGCUGAACUGACUCAGCCCUUGUGCCUGGGUUUGGGGCUGUACCGUGUGGAUCCACCCAGUAGAGCCACUAUUGUGAAAGCUUCAUGAAUAAUCAACUAUCACAAACUAUCUAAAUUAUCACAAUAUCCAGCCAAUACUGGAUUCACACUGUCUUAAAUCCUGCUAUAAUGAACGAGAACUAAAACUGGCUUGCACUAAAAGUGGAAUGGUCUAAGAGUAAAGACCUGACUAAAUCAAAGCCAAAAAGAUUUGCCUCAGGAAUAUAUUUUUAUAUUGAAAGGUGUUUCAAAGUAUGUAUAGUAUGAGUGAUUCAUUGAUUUAUUUUCCCUUUUAUUGUGAAUCUUUAUUUUACUUUAAUAUAUUGUAGUGUUUUAUACAGAGUGAUUAUAUAUGUGGGUGGGCUGGAGUGAUUUCUGAUGUUUUUUUUUUAAUAGAAAAUGACGACAGAACUAUGAUAUACUGCAAACUGCAAAUGCCAAAAUGUAUCAAAGUAGAGAAGAGUCAUAUAGAAUAGAUAGUCAGCAAACUGACAACAAUGUCUAUGUAAAGGUUGCAAACAUUAACCACCAUGAGCUACUGGUCCUAGCAGACCAAACCAGGCAGGCUUUUGUUACGGAAGUUCCACCGUGUUGCUUUAAGAGAUGAAAAGGAGGAAAAUCACUUGAUUGAGCAAAAUGCUCAUUUAUUAAGAAAACAUUGAAGUUGAGCUUUUUUUUUAAACAGCUGACAAUGAUCUCAACAGAAUGUUUUAGAAAAAAAUGAAGGCAAUAUUAAACCUAGAAGGCCACUGUAGUGCCACGGUACAAAAACAAGGUAUACACUGAUACGAAGUGUUUCUCCACUCCAUAUUUCAGCUAAAUAAGUUGUUUCUCUUGCUUAUUGGAAGGGGCAUGAAACACCAGAACACUUCAGAGCAUGAAUUACAAAUCAAACAGUGAGAACUGUACAAUUAUGUCUUAAACUGCUGUAAAAAGGUCAAAAUGUUGAUCCUUUUUGUGAGAGCGUUUUGAGAAACACUUUUCCAACAACAAAUAAACUGACCUGUGUGGGCUUUAGUAAAAAAAAUCUAA